UUCAAUGUGAUAAGAGAUUAAAAUUAAACAUGCUGCGACUGACAAGGAACACAAUAUUUUGCCUGAUCAUGCUUGACUGGCUGAAUUACACAUUGGCCGCCAUGUCCAUGAAUAACUACGGAGAUAAUGCCUAUCCUGAUCGGUGUGUCUUGGACAUAGCCGACCAGGUCGUUUUACUGCAGGUGGGUGAGAUGUACAAGUUUGAAUCGCUGCCCUGCACUUCCAUCUAUUGUCUAGGCGAUGGCUGGGGCAUGCUACAAACCUGCGAUCACGUGAAGCCAAAAAGUGGUUGUCGCUUCACCGAAUAUGUUGACUUAAGAGCCCCAUUCCCAGAAUGCUGUAAGCGACGCGUUUUUUGCGAUUAAGUUGAGAGUGUGAAGUCAUACCUUUAGUUAGAUUGCUUAAUAAAAUUCUCGGUGUCAAAAUAAUACAUAAACAACACACAAUACGCUGCCCCCUUCCCUUGAAAUAAAGCAUUGCUUAGAGUGUAACUACCGAUGGAGUUUGGAGUGUGAAGUCAUACUUAUAAUGGGAUUGCUUAACAAAAUGCUCGGCGUCUAACUACAAGUAUUACUUAGACACACACAAUAAGCUGCCUCCCUGCCCUUGAAAUAAAAUGUUGCUUAGAGUGUUUAUCAGUGGAUCUGAAAGCCGACGUAACAAGUUCUCCCGAAUCCACUCAAUUGACCCACGAGCGACGUCGAUAAGAGCAGCAGCUGGGCACCUCGCUGUGCCAUAUACUACAUAUAUAUAAGAAGCUCCAGCUAUAUAAAUGCUAAAAGUGUCAUCAGUCAGUCAAUAAACAUUUUGUGUUCUAAUCAA
Molecule: messenger RNA, 822 nt
Organism: Scaptodrosophila lebanonensis
Lineage: Eukaryota; Metazoa; Arthropoda; Insecta; Diptera; Drosophilidae
Exons: 3
Coding region: 30-365 (111 amino acids)
Source: RefSeq, a predicted model, not a curated record